This is a messenger RNA of Malassezia japonica, 747 nucleotides long. RefSeq lists its product as uncharacterized. Lineage: Eukaryota; Fungi; Basidiomycota; Malasseziomycetes; Malasseziales; Malasseziaceae. Gene Ontology annotation, molecular function: serine-type peptidase activity. The transcript has a single exon. The record is from RefSeq and is a predicted model, not a curated record. Gene Ontology annotation, biological process: proteolysis. Bases 1 to 747 code for a protein of 248 amino acids.
AUGCCGGUAUGUGCUCCCACUCACACAGAAUCCAUCUGUGCCAUUCCUAAUGUGGGCGUCCAGCUCGAGACACACCGUGGCCUACCCAGUGUGCCGCAAUUUUCACGCACAGAGCACACCUUUCUUCCCCGCGAUACGAUCCUCGACUUUUUCAUGCUGGAAGCGAUCCAACGCUACCAAAUCAUGGAUUAUGCUGCGAUUGCUACACGUACGCCCGGGCAUCCCGAGAGCGAGAUGCUGCGCGUAGUUUUCCCUCACCUGCGUCCCCCCGCUUCGCUGUACAUUCAAACUUACCAAAAGUUACACGAUGCGGUGUUACGCCACGCUCCCUCUCCUACACAUGCGCGUGUCGAUGCAAGCAAGAUUUGUAUCAGUGGAAGUUCGUCUGGCGGCCUCACCGUGCUCCGUGCACUCUGCGAUUAUCCAUCCGUGUUCUGUGCGGGGUUCAGUGCCUAUGGCGUAUGUGACCUUACGACACUUGCCGACAUUUCGCACAAGUUUGAGCAUUUCUAUAUCGAGAAUCUGCUUGGUGGAACUUCUGACGACAUACCCCAUAUUUACCGCGCACGCAGCCCCUACUAUACGGCGAGCCGUAUCAAGACGCCUGUGCUGCUGUGCCAAGGCAGCGAAGACAAGGUCGUCCCCCCCCAACAGAGCCGGCGUAUGGCUGAGGCUAUCAAGGAAAAUGGCGGUGCAGUAAUCUAUCUCGAGUUUCCCGGUGAAGGACACGGUAUGUUCUAUUUCUGA